Molecule: messenger RNA, 381 nt
Organism: Tremella mesenterica DSM 1558
Lineage: Eukaryota; Fungi; Basidiomycota; Tremellomycetes; Tremellales; Tremellaceae
Exons: 1
Coding region: 1-381 (126 amino acids)
Source: RefSeq, a predicted model, not a curated record
AUGGAAGUGAAACAGCCGGGUAUCAACCCCAAGAAACUGCCUACUUGGUGGUAUCCAUUCCCCAUGAAGGCAAAGACGUUCCCGUACAUGCAACAGAGUAGUGAACUUCUUGACACAUUGACAGAGAUAUUCCAUGUAUUGCUACAACACGUCAAAGAAGUGCCAAUGAUCAGACAAGCAAGACCUUCUUUGGCAGUCGCACAGGGUAUGUUUGCCAAAGAAUGGGUUAGUAUGGCUCUGGACAGAUUUGGUGAGCAAUCUGCCAACCGUCAUAUGAAAAGGCACAACCUCUCACUGAACUUUCCUGCAUCUUUCAUCCCAAACACCCUCUCUAACGAUCAUGCGUGUCACAAACGUCGGUUCUUCUUCUCUACUGACUGA